AUGUUGGAGCAGCGGCAGUUAGCUGUGGUUCGCUGGAACCGAGACAGGAAGCAAAAUGACGACGAAGAGGGAAACGAGGGAAAAGGGAUCUCCACUGCCUUAGUACCCUUCAACUCGCAAGCCAUCUUCAAGAAGUUCCUCGCUGCGGGCGUCGUCAGCCUGCCUCUGCGCAGCUACGAGCAGCCGGGCGCAGACGAAGACAUCGCCCGAAACAGGAUCAGCACGCAAGUUUCCAGAGUUAUUGCCGACCGCGAACUUCGCCGCCUCGAUCUUCUUCGUGCAGUCCUCCUCCUCUUUCCCUGUCCGCCGGCGUUGACUCACGGCAGGCGAAGUCCUUUUGGGCCCCGCGAGACGCGCGUAGAAACUUGCAGCAAUGCCGCCAACUACCACCUCUAUGUGGCCGCUCAGCCUCUGCCUCAGCAGGCGAUUCUCCUACGGGGCGUCGCGGCCGUUCUGCUUCAGCAAUGGCUUCUUCUGGCGGCGGACAUCGGUCUCCUGGCUCGUCGUCUACUCCGCAUUCAGAGGCAAGCCGUGGCCAAGUCUCGCUUUCCUCGUGACCCGUUCACGAAGGAAAAAGGGGAUUUCUUUCCCAGACCCAAAGGCUUGGCGGCGCUAUGGGGGGAGCUCGAUGAGGCGGAGGACGACGGAGACGACGAAAGGCGAAGAAUGGGCGUAUCCAAAGUGCGACGGAAGAGAGCGCGAACGCGAGGCGAGGGCGCCGAUGAGCAAGAUCUGCUUCUUCGGCUGCUCCAAAGAAGUGAAGGAGACGUCGGGGAGGCGAGGGGAGGAAGACGAGCGAGUGGCCUUCUGGAGCAUGGGACGAAGAAGCCGAAGAACGGAGGCCCCUGGGAUUCCUUAGGGGACUCGCUAGCGAUGACCACAGAGAGUCAAGAAGGCCUGUACGCCUACCCCACAUACGAAUUCGACUACGACGCGAUUAUGCAGCGCCUCAGCGAGCGCCCAAGAGAGGAGGAAGCAGGCGAAGAAGGCUGCGCCUUCUUGGAGAACGAGCUCCGGAAGCUCGAGGCCGAGCGCGAGAAGAUCGCGCGCGCUCAGGCCCCUCCCCCGUUUUUCCCAGAAGAGGAACGGAAUGCACUCCACACGUCUUUCGCGGACGACCGCACCUUCCUCGACGCCUGCUGGGCGGGCUACAAAGCGUUGCCGCCCUCAGCGGUUGUCCCAGCGGGGCGAAUGGGAGACGCAGGCGACGCGCAUCGGCACAGCUACCAGGAUUCCAGGCUGCCUGCCGGCGCAGAGACAGCCACACGCCACAGUGCAGAGACAGGCCCGCUCGACAGGCGGCAGGGCGGCGCGGCUGGAGGAGAGGCGCUGACUGCCUACGAGUUCGAGAAGCUUCGCGCUGACUCCCGCCUCGCGCCCGUUUCCCUCACGAUGCCGUUUUCUUCGGUGCGGCGCGGCGGGCGGAUGGACACAACAACCUCGCACCUGGGCGAAGAGGACGCGUCGCCUCGAGACGCAACCCGAGAUCGGGGUUUCUUUGAGGUCUCCCGCGAAGGCGACGAGCAAGCGAGAGAAGCGGGCAGCGGCGUCUACGCGCGGCAACGCUUUGAAGAUGAGGACGGCGCAUGUGUGUGCGCAGAGCGCCGAGAAGGCGACCGCCAGAGAGCGGAAACUGCAGUGUGGCGCUCGGCGUACGCGGAAGACAGACUGAAUCGAUGGGGCGACGAACACAGGGUUCGAGACGACACAGACGCGCUUGAUGUCGAGGGACACGGAGGGAUCAGUCUCGCGGAGAGCGGAGACUGGUUUCAAGAAAACUUCGAAGACCUGCAGCGCGGCCCGACGCCCGCGAGCACGGUCGGUCUGCACGGACCCCAGGCACCUAGACUCGCAGGCGCGCGAGCCACGAGCUACUCCGCAUUUGGAGAAGCGGGCGGAACUGCUUGUGCAGGCGACAAUGCGCAGGAAAAAAAAGCAGCCAUCCGUCUACGCUCGACAGAAGACGUCGCGUUUCGCAGAGCCUGUGAAGAGUUGCCCGACGGACCGAAGAAGGAAUCAGGCAAGGUCGCGCGUCGCGUGUCGUGGGACUCUGCGGCCUUUUCCAUGCUCCCCGAGCUUCUCGCGCGAUUCGAGCCGCACAAGUGCCCUCACUUUCUUGAGAAAGUCAGGGUGCUCCAACAAUCGAUCUCACGCGCUCAGAGACUCGCGCUGACUGCGGUGGGCACGACGCUCACGUCGCCCCUGCCCGGGCUGUUCCACUACGACCCGUGUCUCGCGUUGCUCUGCUGGCCUUCGUUGGACAGCCUCGAAGCACAGAAACGCCGGUUCCUCGCCAUCCGCAAGAGAGGCCGGCUGCCGAAAGUCCGCGGGGGGGCUAGCGGCGUCUCGUGCGAUCUGACUGGCCCUCCUGCAUAUUUACCGGCGGCGGGCGUGUCACUUUCGUGCCCGCUGUCGCUUAACUCGGACUUCUCGAUGCAUGCUCAGGACGCUUCCAGCGUGAGCGCGUGGAGGUGCCUGUGGGCGGAUGCUGUGAGGCGCGGGGGGCCCGGCGCGGGUUCGAAUUCUACGCGGCACGCUGGAGUCUCUAACAGGCGACCUGGGCUUUCUGCGGAAGCAGGUAGCUCCUCGUCGAGAGAGGCAGGGGAACGCAGCAGGGCGGAGGAGGAUGGCGGCGGCAUCGGAGAGUCUGUGGGCGAUUACGAGGCUAUCUUGUUCGAGGAGGACCCGGACGCCGGGGGCCCCCAGCCAGCUGAGAUUCGCGUGUCGAGAGGCGAAGACGGCGAUGCAUGGCCAGCUGGGAGGCGGCCGAGGGCCUCAGACGUUUCUAGAGAGGAGCCAGCAGGCGACAGCUUUCCGGUGGCGUCGCUAGACGAGCCACAGGAGCGCAGCCAGACCUACCUGUCGAGCGACGCGAUGAACAGCAGCGACUACGUCGAGGUUCUACGUGGCCUCUUUGACAGCAGCAGCCUGACUCAGGGGUUGUACACGCCUUGUGACUUGAACGCCAGGUUGAAGGGCUCGAGGCAUUCGUCGCACCUUCUCCAUCAGUAUCUCUGCGCCGACGCCGGGGGGGUACAGCACGGACGAGGGAGUGCGCACGCGCUGCCGGGCGUUGGCAGCUCCUUUGCCUCGUCCUCGUCUUCCAGGGUGCAGAGUGGAUCUGAAAGAGCCUCGGAGGACUUCUUUGACGGCGAUCUCCACGCGGAGAGCAGUGAGGACGGCAGCCUAGCGGCGACAGAGGCAUCGCGAGCGGCCUGCCCCUCCGCGGCCUCCCGGCGGGCGAGCGACCGCAGCUGGGCGGGCGGCGACGAGCAGGGCGGGCUUUCGGAGUCUGCAGCGCUCGCACAUCCACACGCUGGCGGAAAGGCGUAUUCGUCAGACAGCGGGGUAGGGGACGUCUCAGGAGCUCUCGAUGCAAAGACACACACGGGGCUAACUAGCACAGUCACAAGCCGAGACAGCAGCACGAACACGAGUCACACGCUCACAACCUCGUCUGUCUCUUCAGACAUGCCUCGCUUUCCGUACCAAACACUGUCAUCUGGGGGACGCAUGGACGAUGCGUCAAGCGUCUGGGCAGACACUGGACAGGCGCGAGGAGGCACGCAGGACACAGCCACGAGGGAGGGAUUCCGUAGCUUUCUGUACGCACUCCUCCGGAGGCAAGUCUUGCUGGCAGAUACCCUCAAGGGCGAGCGACUGGGGGGCGCUGCCUCGCUGGCGCCUGUGCCCGUCUCUGGGCUCCAGGAGCGAGAUUCCUCUCGUGACGUGCGAGGCGCAGGCAGAGUCAGCGGUCACAGCGAAGGGCUAGAUUGGCCCGCGGCGGGGGAAUAUGGCACACCCGCAGUAGUCGCGAGACUACCUUUUCACGAAAUUGUCCCGCGCGGGCGCCUGAAGGCGUCGACUGCAGCGAAGGCGUUCCAGCAUCUGCUGGCGCUCCACAGCCGCGGAGAGAUUUUGCUGACGCAAGAGACGCAGACGCCUGCGCGUCCACAGGGGGCGGCGAGUCACGCAGAGACCGCGCCAGGCCCUUGCCCGACUUUGUUCGUCUGCGGAACGAGAGACAUUCUCUUCGCCGACGCGCGGAAUCCGCAGGAGUUCCCUCGCCCGGCAGAAAGAGAACAAACACAACAAACCCGAGGCAGCCGCGGGAAAGACGCCGCGGCGGACGCAUGCGAACAGCGAUCGCUGGGGACUAAAGGCGGCGAGCGUCUCGUAGUGUGUGCCUAA
Messenger RNA from Besnoitia besnoiti, 4191 nucleotides. RefSeq lists its product as uncharacterized. The transcript has 6 exons. The record is from RefSeq and is a predicted model, not a curated record. NCBI's taxonomy places the organism in Eukaryota, Apicomplexa, Conoidasida, Eucoccidiorida, Sarcocystidae. Bases 1 to 4191 code for a protein of 1396 amino acids.